Haliotis rubra (blacklip abalone) is the source of this 1641-nucleotide messenger RNA. RefSeq lists its product as uncharacterized. The record is from RefSeq and is a predicted model, not a curated record. The transcript has 2 exons. NCBI's taxonomy places the organism in Eukaryota, Metazoa, Mollusca, Gastropoda, Lepetellida, Haliotidae. The coding region runs from base 6 to 914 and encodes 302 amino acids.
CAGAUAUGGCUACAGCUGAAGAGGUAAUGAUGGAACCUACGGUUCAACCUGCCCAGCAGAAUCAAGAUACAGUACCCCAUCUUCUGUCAUGUGCAGAUGACCUGCAUGAGAAGCAUCAAUGUAGCAGAUACUGUGAUAUCAUCUUCAGGUUCCUUGGUUCCAUUGGAAAUGUGAUCAUCAUCAUAGCGUUUGCAUUUCUGUUUAAUGAAGACAAUUUCAAGAUAGCUGAUAAUCUAGCUAUUGGUGGUGCAGCUGUAUCCCUCCUGGCAAAUAUUGGAAAACUACUAACCGAACGCAAGCGGAGACACGACAACAGGAAGUGCAUCAAGAAUGACGUCCUCCCAGUGGUUCCUGUCCGAAGAGUUGCUCUUGAUGAAAUCACACUCAUGGCAUUACAAUCUGAAGAGUCGGCACUGUCGUUUUUGACGACGUACGGUAGAUGCGUCUGUUGCCGAUCUGUGUGCUGCUUGUGUUGUUGUCAAGAGCCUUGUCUCAGGGAUGACCCGCUGGAGCCUCUGUGUACGAUGGAUCCGUGUAGGUGUCUGUGCUGCCAAUGCACAUGUCCAUGUGCACCCUGCCCAAGUUGCUGUCAGUAUUUGUGUUCCUGUCUUGCCUUCGUACCAACGUUUGAAUUCAUGGAGAGUACAUUCAACUUCGUGUAUUCCGUGUGGGUGUUAUGCAGCAAUGUUCGAGCCAUAAGUGAUCGGGUUCAAAAUAAGAAAUCACCCACAUCCUUCAAGCAGCUAAGUUUGGGGAACAAAGUUCUAGAAAGUCUUGAUGUCUCAUUUGCCAUCUUUUCUCUUCUAUUAUCUCUUGUCAUUAUCGUUUGGACUUGUUGUUGUAAGUGUUGUAGAGAAACAAACGAGCGUCCUGUUGUGCAGAUCAGAAAUUUGUCAACAGAACUUAUGCAAUGAUAUCAGAUCUGACUACCGAGUCUGUGGAGGUACAUUGCAUAGAUCAGUAGAUGAGAAUUUAAUACGUUUUACCAAGUAUCAGUAAUUAUGAAUACACAGUGCCACAAGAAUUUAGAAAGUGGUAAAAUGUUUGGGAGUACAUGUUCUAGUACUUUUGUUGGGUUGAGUCAAUCUGGGAUUCGAAUUCACACUCUAAGAGUCAAGCAUCUAAUCUCCAUCACCACUCACUCCUGUGGGUGGCUGACUUUGUGUGCUGGCGAUUAGGUGCCUGAGAAAUGUGGGGAUGGGUUCGAAUUCAGGAUGCGAACCAACCCAACGAAAGUACUAGAAAUAGGUUCUUCGCCUUCACCAGAUGUGUUUAAUGCAGUUUCUUCAUCUACUUCGCCAUCACCAGCUAUGGUGACUGUAGUCAGUGUAUGUGUAUUUCAGUUUCUUCACCUAAAUCAGCUGUAGUUACUACAGUUUGUACUCCUGUACCAGGUGUACUUAUUGCAGCUGAAAAGCAUUUAAGCGUGAGUUAAGUUGCUCAACAUGCAAAGUGAGUGUACUGAUGUUAUUAGAAAUCCAUGUAUAUGUCAAGUAAAUGAAUCCUUAACUGUAGAUCUGAUAUCAGUUGAGCUUGCAUGAUCCUGCUUUCUGUUUUCGCUUUGGCCAAGAGGCCUUUUACUGAAUAAAAAUGUCUCUUGUGUUACGCAUUCCUCACAAUAAAGAUGUAACAAGGACAGAA